GAUGUCGCAGCAGCACGGCGAUGUAAGACCUCUCCACCAUUCUUCGCAAUCGGACAUCGACGAGAUUGAGAAUCUCAUGCAUUCGAGUCCGGCAACCGUGCUCCCUGCUCGGCCAACUAGUCCUCAACAACGAGCAUCCAUCCCUGUUUCCUCUUCUCCAUUCAUUCCUCCUCCUCAGAAUCAUCAUCAGCAGCAGAAGGCCAAUCUGACAGCGGUUCCAUCUCCACCGCCACCUCCUCCGCCUAGAUCAUUUGGAAACGAUCUACAGCCGAACACGUUGACGGAGCCGGUUUGGGAUACGCUGAUGAGAGAUCUGACAAGGAUUGUGAGCAAUUUGAAACUAGUUGUAUUUCCGAAUCCAUUUAGGGAAGAUCCAGGAAAGGCAUUGAGAGAUUGGGAUCUUUGGGGACCGUUCUUCUUUAUUGUGUUACUCGGACUGAUUUUGUCAUGGUCUGCAUCGAUCAAGAAGUCUGAGGUAUUUGCAGUUGCUUUUGCAUUGCUUGCAAUUGGUGCAGUGAUAUUGACGGCAAAUGUACUUCUUCUGGGAGGAAGGAUCAUAUUCUUUCAGAGUUUAUCUCUGCUUGGAUACUGUCUAUUCCCAUUGGAUGUUGGUGCUUUGAUCUGUAUGUUGAAAGACAAUGUGAUGAUGAAGUUGAUAGUGGUGAUUGUAACAUUAGGUUGGAGCUGUUGGGCUGCAUAUCCAUUCAUGAGUACAGCUCUUCAUCCAAGAAGGAAAGCUCUCGCUCUCUAUCCCGUCGUUCUCAUGUACGUUUCCGUCGCUUCUCUCAUCAUUGCAAUCGAUUGAUUGAUUCAUCCAAUUCUAUUUCAAUUUCAA
This is a messenger RNA of Impatiens glandulifera, 835 nucleotides long. Its product is annotated as protein YIP4b-like. The record is from RefSeq and is a predicted model, not a curated record. Bases 2 to 805 code for a protein of 267 amino acids. Lineage: Eukaryota; Viridiplantae; Streptophyta; Magnoliopsida; Ericales; Balsaminaceae. Gene Ontology annotation, cellular component: membrane; trans-Golgi network. Gene Ontology annotation, biological process: endoplasmic reticulum to Golgi vesicle-mediated transport. The transcript is spliced from 2 exons.